AUGGGUAUUUGCGGCAGCAAAGAGAAGAAUGACGGCCAAUCGACCGAGAUGGCGCGUCCAUCACAGCCCGCAGCCUCAAAUGCGCCGACACAACAAAACAUCCCAGUGGCCGGAGAAGGUGCGACAGUGAAGGCGCGCAGGUCACCCGAUAACCCGAUUGUGUACUUCGAUAUUGCAAUUGGAGGCCAGCCGAUUGGGCGCAUCCAGAUGGAGUUGUUCCUCGAUGUCGUGCCAGCCACUUCAGAGAACUUCAGGCAGUUCUGCACUGGCGAAUCCAACCGUGGCGGAUACAAGGGCAGCACUUUCCACAGAGUUAUCCCAAACUUCAUGAUCCAGGGUGGUGACUUCAUGAAUGGAGAUGGUACCGGCAGCGCGAGCAUCUUUGGAGGCGAUUCCCCAAACACCAACGGCUCGCAAUUCUUCAUCCUGACCGCUUCCACACCCCAUCUUGAUCGCAAGCACGUCGUUUUUGGUGAAGUACUUGAUGGCAUGGAUGUAGUAAAGCAGAUUGAGGCGACAAGGACUGGGCAGGGUGACAAGCCAUUGAGCGAUGUCGUAAUUGCUGGAUCGGGACAGCUGGCUGGCGCAAAGCCUUUGGCUUAA
Alternaria burnsii is the source of this 603-nucleotide messenger RNA. RefSeq lists its product as uncharacterized. NCBI's taxonomy places the organism in Eukaryota, Fungi, Ascomycota, Dothideomycetes, Pleosporales, Pleosporaceae. The transcript has 2 exons. Gene Ontology annotation, biological process: protein peptidyl-prolyl isomerization; protein folding. Gene Ontology annotation, molecular function: peptidyl-prolyl cis-trans isomerase activity. The coding region runs from base 1 to 603 and encodes 200 amino acids. The record is from RefSeq and is a predicted model, not a curated record.